CAUGAGGCCCUGGACAUGAACAAGCUGAGUGGAGGCGGCGGGCGCAGGACUCGGGUGGAAGGGGGCCAGCUGAAGGGCGAGGAGUGGACCCGCCACGGGAGCUUUGUCAAUAAGCCCACGAGGGGCUGGCUGCAUCCCAACGACAAAGUCAUGGGACCCGGGGUUUCCUACUUGGUUCGGUACAUGGGCUGUGUGGAGGUCCUGCAGUCCAUGCGUGCCCUUGACUUCAAUACCCGGACUCAGGUCACCAGGGAGGCCAUCAGUCUGGUGUGUGAGGCUGUGCCGGGUGCUAAGGGGGCAACAAGGAGGAGAAAGCCCUGCAGCCGCCCACUCAGCUCUAUCCUGGGGAGGAGUAACCUGAAAUUUGCUGGAAUGCCAAUCACUCUCACCGUCUCCACCAGCAGCCUCAAUCUCAUGGCCGCAGACUGCAAACAGAUCAUUGCCAACCACCACAUGCAGUCUAUCUCAUUUGCGUCCAGCGGGGAUCCGGACACAGCCGAGUAUGUCGCCUAUGUUGCCAAAGACCCUGUGAAUCAGAGAGCCUGCCACAUACUGGAGUGUCCAGAAGGGCUCGCCCAGGAUGUCAUCAGCACUAUUGGCCAGGCCUUCGAGUUGCGCUUCAAACAAUACCUCAGGAACCCACCCAAGCUGGUCACCCCUCAUGACAGGAUGGCUGGUUUUGAUGGCUCCGCUUGGGAUGAGGAGGAGGAAGAGCCACCUGACCAUCAGUACUAUAAUGACUUUCCGGGGAAGGAGCCCCCUCUAGGGGGGGUGGUAGACAUGAGGCUUCGGGAAGGAGCCCCUUCAGGAGUUGCUCGCCCCACUCCACCCAGUGUCCAGACCUCUAGCCACCUGGGAGCUACACUGCCUGCCGGGCAGUCUUCCGGGGGAGACCCAGAAGUCCGUAAACAGAUACCACUUCCACCCCCCUGCCCAGGUAGAGAGCUCUUCGAUGAUCCCUCCUAUGUCAAUGUCCAGAACCUAGACAAGGCCCGGCAAGCAGGGGGUGGGGCUGGGCCCCCCAAUCCUGCUGUCAAUGGCAGUGUACCCCGGGACCUCUUUGAUAUGAAACCCUUUGAAGAUGCCCUUCGGGUACCUCCCCAACCCCAGUCCAUGUCCAUGGCUGAACAGCUCCGAGGGGAGCCCUGGUUCCACGGGAAGCUGAAUCGGCGGGAGGCAGAGGCGCUGCUUCAGCUCAACGGGGACUUCCUGGUGCGAGAGAGCACCACCACACCUGGCCAGUACGUGCUCACUGGCCUGCAGAGUGGGCAGCCCAAGCACCUGCUUCUGGUGGAUCCUGAGGGUGUGGUUCGGACAAAGGAUCACCGCUUUGAGAGUGUCAGUCAUCUCAUCAGCUACCACAUGGACAAUCAUUUGCCCAUCAUCUCUGCGGGCAGCGAACUGUGUCUACAGCAACCUGUGGAGCUGAAACUGUGAUCCUUCCCAGCCUCUCUCCCAGAAGAUGCUCUCCAACCCCCUCCACCUUCCUUCCUAACUCUCAGGAACUCACUUGGGAGUGUUCUGUGGGGCUUGGCCUCGGGUAGGAGCUGGGUGUAGUGUGGACUCUGGGUUUAGUAUCCAGCUGAGGGAGGAUUUGUCAGGAGCCUGGGGUAGAGCCCUGCUUCUCCCCAAACCUCACCAAAGUAUUAAUGUACAGAGUGGCCUCCUUGCCUGGGCCUUUCCUGUGC
Molecule: messenger RNA, 1688 nt
Organism: Marmota monax (woodchuck)
Lineage: Eukaryota; Metazoa; Chordata; Mammalia; Rodentia; Sciuridae
Product: SHC-transforming protein 1-like
Biological process (GO): cell surface receptor protein tyrosine kinase signaling pathway; intracellular signal transduction
Cellular component (GO): plasma membrane
Molecular function (GO): receptor tyrosine kinase binding
Source: RefSeq, a predicted model, not a curated record